Molecule: messenger RNA, 2109 nt
Organism: Penicillium oxalicum
Lineage: Eukaryota; Fungi; Ascomycota; Eurotiomycetes; Eurotiales; Aspergillaceae
Product: F-box/WD repeat-containing protein
Exons: 2
Coding region: 1-2109 (702 amino acids)
Molecular function (GO): protein binding
Source: RefSeq, a predicted model, not a curated record
AUGUCGCCUCGAGACAGUACCGUUGGCGCUUCGUCUCGCCGACGCCCAUCUUUUUCACUGCGUCAACGCACAAAAUCCAGCGCACAGACGGUUGCCCUACCACAGGACUUUAUAUUUGAGAAGUUGCGGAAAGCCUCCCUGGCGGAGACGAGCGAUGACUCUGACUCCUCGGCAUUUGAAGAGAUGGAGGCAUUUCCAGACGCCGUGCCCCGGCGUCGAGCAGCGAAGAGCUUCUCUAGUCUGCGUCACCCGAUGGAUGGACUCGUCGCGCUGGGCCGCCGUCUGUCGGUGACCCUGCGCGGGAAGUCCUCAAAGCACAACUUGAACCCCUCGGCAGACGAGCUCCAGACCGAAGACUGUCAUUACUAUCACACCUCGGUCCAGCCUGGACACAAGCGCAACACCUUGUCUGGGAGCUGGGGUACUCGUUCCCGGGCCUGGUCGCACGGCCCAAACUCUGGCAGUAUCAAUCGUCGUCCUUCCCUUAAUAGUGUGUCCGCUUUGCACGGAUUCUACGUCCCCACGGCGCCCAUCCUGGUUCCGAUUCCUGGACACGGCUUGGAGCCACCGGUGCUUCCGAAUGACCGUUUCGCAGGCGCUGCGGCCCGAGCUGCCGCCGCUGCACAAAAUGAGCAGAUGGAAUUGGCCCGCUUGGAAAUGGCCAAGCUCGAGCACGAUUUGCUCAAGAAGACCGAGGCUCGAGUGCCCCAGGAUUCAGAAAGUGGCAUCGAGAUUAAUUUGCAUGAUUCGUCCGAGGUCUUGUCGACGGAUCUGAACGUCGUCCGCAUCGAUCCCGUGUCUUAUCUUCCCGCAGAGGUCAUGUCACAUGUGCUCUCGUACCUUGAUCCAGCCUCACUGAUGGAAGCGGAGUCCGUGUCAAGCGCAUGGCAUCGGCAGGCGUCUUCCCCGCAUGUCUGGAAGUAUGCUUUCCGUGGUUGCUUCCCUCGCCGUCCUGCGAGUGCGACGGCCUCAAAGAAAAAGCAAUCCUAUGGUGUGGGCAACGCUGCUCCCUAUCAAGACUGGAAGCGGAUGUACUUUGUUCGACGUGCGCUUGAGCAGCGUUGGAAAGACGGAAAGGCGGCCGCCAUUUAUCUUCAUGGCCACCAAGACAGCGUUUACUGCGCCCAAUUCGAUGAGGACAAGAUCAUAACGGGGUCUCGCGACCGAACUAUUCGCGUCUGGGAUGCCCACUACCCAUGGUCUUGCCGCAAGAUCAUUGGCCCGCCCCCCAGCGAUACGGCACCGACGGGUCCCGUCAACAAUCCAGCCCAGCAAGCGACAGGCAAGUCACCUUUUGCAAUUAUCUGCCCACCGCCCACGCCGGUGGCGGACAUUGCCACGACCACUGACGGCGCGGUCGACUAUCACACGGCUUCGAUCCUCUGCCUGCGAUACGACGAGGAAAUCAUGGUGACUGGCUCGUCGGAUUAUACUUGCAUUGUGUGGGAUGUCAAAAAUGACUUCCGUCCCAUUCGUCGUCUGGAGGCCCACCGUGCAGGUGUCUUGGAUGUCUGUUUUGACGACCGAUACAUCGUCUCAUGCUCCAAGGACUCCACAGUGUGUGUCUGGGAUCGUCAGACGGGCGCGCUUCUGAAGCAAUUGGUGGGCCACGAGGGCCCGGUCAAUGCUGUGCAACUCCGCGGCGAUCUCGUCGUGUCUGCUAGCGGGGAUGGCGUGGCCAAACUCUGGAACGUCGUCAAUGGCCACUGUGUGAAAGAAUUUGUCAGCAAGGACCGAGGUCUUGCCUGUGUUGAAUUCAGUGACGAUGGUCGGACCAUCUUGACCGGCGGUAAUGAUAAGACCAUCUAUCAAUUCGAUGCCAACACGGGGGAGCUGGUUCAGAAAUUACAUGGCCACAGUGAUCUGAUUCGUUCUCUCCACCUUGACAGCAUGAACAAGCGCAUUGUGAGCGGAAGCUACGACAUGAGCGUGAAAGUCUUUGAUGCUGAAUCUGGCGAGCUUUCCAUCGACUUGCCCGGGUGGACGACCAGCUGGAUGUUGAACGUUCAGUCGGAUUAUCGACGUAUUGUGGCCACCAGUCAAGAUGCGCGGGCCGUUAUCAUUGAUUUUGGCUACGGCCUGGAUGGCAUUGAACUCUUGGAGGCAUGA